ACCGACGCGUUUUGUAUUUCGUCGGCACUUUCUCCUCCCGUGUGUGUUGAUUUGAUUCGCCAAACAACUCGAUAACGGGAUAUAUAUAUAUAUAUAUAGAUAUAUAUAUAUAAUAAGAAAUCUUAGUUCCUAAUUAACUUGAUUCCUCUCUAUAAAUACCACAUCACAAUCUCACUGUUCUUGAAUCUUUCCUUGGAUUUGUCUGUUUUAGGGUGUGAUAUUCUUUUUCCUGAUUCAAUCAUGUCCAUGCUCGAUUCCUUCUUCAAUAAGGGUUUCAAAGCUGCUAAAUGCAAAACCCUGUUAAAAUUGACAAUUCCGCGAAUCAAACUACUGAGGAACAGGAGGGAGCUUCAGAUAAAGCAGAUGCGCCGAGACAUUGCUAAGCUUCUUGAGACUGGUCAAGAGGCUACUGCUCGAAUUCGGGUGGAGCAUAUUAUAAGAGAAGAGAAUAUGAUGGCUGCACAAGAGAUGCUUGAGCUGUUCUGUGAGCUCAUUGCUGUCCGGCUUCCUAUUAUUGAGACGCAAAGGGAAUGUCCUCUGGACUUAAAAGAAGCAGUAUCUACCAUCUGUUUCGCUGCACCGAGAUGUGCUGAUCUACCUGAGUUGCUGCAGGUUCAAAUGAUGUUCGCUUCAAAAUAUGGGAAAGAAUUUGUUUCAGCUACUACUGAGCUGAGGCCAGACUGUGGUGUUAAUCGUCAGGUUAUAGAAUUAUUGUCCAUACGUGCUCCUUCACCUGAAGCAAAGUUGAAGCUUCUGAAAGAAAUUGCUGAAGAGCAUGAAUUGGAUUGGGAUCCUGCAGCUUCUGAAACUGAGUUUCUCAAACCACAUGAAGAUUUAUUGAAUGGACCAACACAAUUUGUCAGUGGGUCUAAGUUGCCUCUUCCGGAAGAGAAACACAAUGAAACAUUGAAGUGUACUGCUGAUCAAGUCAACAAUGAAGAGGAUGAUUCUGAUUCAGCCUUUGACUCAUUAGAUUUUCCUGAGGUUCCUACAGUGAUAUUGAGGCCCACUGCAAAUGUUGCUUCAGCUCCCACAGCCAGCCCACCUGCACCAGCUGCUUCAGACCCUGAAAUUGAUCACACAUUAGCAGAACAUUCUGGGGCUACUGAAAAUAUGCCACAAGUGCCACAUGUGGAACCUGAGGCAGUGAAACAGGAAAGAUCAAUUGUGAAUGAAGAGGAAAUAUCUGAUGAUUUAGUUGGUUGCAAGGGAGAUAAACAGUUUCUUCCAUUCAUUUCUCCUCCAUCUCUAUCUACUGCAUCAACUUCUGCGAGACGGAGUGAUUCACCACCUGCUGUCUCAAGGACAAAAAGUGAUGCCAAUAUAGACUUGCAGGAUGUUUUAGCCGCUGCUCAGACAGCUGCUGAAACUGCUGAGCGUGCUGCUGCAGCAGCUCGCUCAGCAGCUAGUCUUGCACAGGUCAGAAUUGCUGAACUCACCCAGAAAAAGAAUGACCAGGACACUGAUGACAGUAGCUAUGAGGAGAACCCAUUUCACGCAGAUAUUCCUGAUCAGCAAGCUAGUGCAGAAAAGCCAAACUUUGAUUAUCAGAACUGUUUUAGCAAUCCCGAUGAGGUUUUAUAUUCUCCAGAUUCUCAUCAGGUUCAUCAACACCACCAAGAACCAGAGUUGUCAAAUCUUCCCUCAUUUGAUAAACUCAAUUUGGGUUUUAACUCUUUUAAGUCCAAUGAUCAUGCUUUUGAAGAAGACCAUGCCCAUCACCAGCCACAGAGAUUACCUUCAUUGGACGAUGAGCCAUAUUUUGCGUACCCAAGUCUGUUUACAUCACAGAAGUCAAACCUUGGAUCUGAUUCUUUUUCAGAUAAUUCCGAGCCCCAUACAACCCGUUAGCUUGAAGGUUGCAUUCCCAUUUCCUUUUUCAUCUUUAGUUCUUUAUGCGAGUAUAUUUGAAGCCAACACCAGUUUCUAUAAGCGGUCUCCAUCUUUAUUAAAUUUGUAAAGAAAUGUUUUCCGUUUUCUGCUUUGGCUGAAUAAGGAGGUUGUUGGAGUUGCAUGUAUUAUGGAUGUCACGUGUCUAUCCAGCCCCUAGGUAAUACAGCAUGAAGAAUUCAAAUAUUCUAUAGAUAGCUUCUCAUUGAGUGUUGAUGAGUCCCUGUGAGCUGCUGAAAAUAAACCAUGUUGUUUAUGGAAUGUAAGGCACUACUUUUUCACUACUUUAAAUGACAUGCUUUGGAUAUGAAAAAAGGGGUUUUUUUUUUUUUAGUUUGAAUUAUGUAUUAUAAGUGUAGUCUUAAAAUUGAAAUUACGAAGGAAUCCAGCACUGCACUUUUAUUUUGC
Molecule: messenger RNA, 2298 nt
Organism: Rubroshorea leprosula
Lineage: Eukaryota; Viridiplantae; Streptophyta; Magnoliopsida; Malvales; Dipterocarpaceae
Source: the annotation of a GenBank genome assembly